AUGCAUCGUCUUUUUGCUGAGCUGGAGCCAUCUUUAAUCGUCACAGAGCAAAACCUGGCAGACCGAGUUCGGUAUAUCUUGCGCUCAAAUAUAUUUGAUGUCGCCGAACUCGAACGGCUACGACGUGAGGCUGUUCCCUCGUCGGAUGAGAAUGCUAUGGCUGAGGAUGCGGCGCCACAAAUGGUAGAGCAACCCGCAAACGUGGAUGCCGCCGUGAAUACCCCAGUUGUGGUUGAUUCAAACGAUGAUGGAACAGUCGCCCAGGAACUGGAAUUAGAGCAUAUGAGGAGUAUAUUGGAAGAGGCGAUUGUGGAAACGCGCACCGGGACCUUUUGCGAGACGGACUCAAUUCUUUUUGGCGCCGCGCUGGCAGUCUGCCGUAUCAUAGGCGCCAAGGUUUCCACGGCUGGACGCGCUACUGGCCAUAGUAGCGCUAUCCCAGCAUGGAGAAGAAGAAUUGAGGAACGUAUCGCAAAGGCUAGAGCUCUCAUCGGCAGACUGAUAUGCUUCAGAUCAGGCAACAACAGGCCAAGAAUUGUGCGCACCGUCAGGAUGGCGUUUGCUGGGACAAAUGUCAGUUUGUCCCAGCCGGAUAUAACGCAAAAACUGACGGAGCGCAUAGAUGAUCUGAAGCAGAGAAUCGCUGCUUGGGGAAAGCGGAUUCGGCGAUAUACCGAGAGGUCGACACGGUUCAACCAGAAUCGUCUCUUCCAGAGUGAUCAGAAGAGGCUCUAUGAAUCAUUGGAGCGACCAAUGGUAAGUGGAACGGGUCCAGCACCGAAUCAGGCCGACACUGUAGCAUUCUGGCGCGGCCUGUGGUCAGAGCCCGUAAACCACAGCGAGGGCCCUUGGACGGAAGUUGUGGCGAGUCAGUGUGCGGGUAUUACGCCCAUGGACCCCGUCAUCAUAACGCCGGAUGACGUAGCUGAGGCGGUUCGUAAGGCCCCGAACUGGAAAAGUCCGGGGCUUGACGGGCUGCAUCACUACUGGCUGAAGGGGUUCAUGGUGUGUCACUCUGUGCUCGCCCGACAGUUUCAAGAGGCUCUCAACCAGAAGUCGCUCCCAAGCCUCUUCACUACUGGGAUCACUCAUUUAGUUCCUAAAGACCAGGAGCAACCCGCAAACGUGGAUGCCGCCGUGAAUACCCCAGUUGUGGUUGAUUCAAACGAUGAUGGAACAGUCGCCCAGGAACUGGAAUUAGAGCAUAUGAGGAGUACAUUGGAAGAGGCGAUUGGAAACGCGCAGUACGCCUCUCGAAAAUCGACCGCGACUUCCCCGCAUAGCCCUAAGCAAGCGGAAUCGGGCUGUCGUGAGGGCUCUGAACCCAAUGCUGGUGACCUAUUUGGAAGCCAGCCGGGACCUUUGCGAGACGGACUCAAUUCUUUUUGGCGCCGCGCUGGCAGUCUGCCGUAUCAUAGGCGCCAAGGUUUCCACGGCUGGACGCGCUACUGGCCAUAG
Messenger RNA from Parnassius apollo (apollo), 1458 nucleotides. Lineage: Eukaryota; Metazoa; Arthropoda; Insecta; Lepidoptera; Papilionidae. The record is from the annotation of a GenBank genome assembly.